Molecule: messenger RNA, 1764 nt
Organism: Rhineura floridana
Lineage: Eukaryota; Metazoa; Chordata; Lepidosauria; Squamata; Rhineuridae
Gene: TEX38
Product: testis expressed 38
Exons: 2
Source: RefSeq, a predicted model, not a curated record
UUUCAGAGGAUACCAAAUCCUAAAAGGCGCUGGUGCAGUGCAAUCCUAUGUACGUUUAAUGGGGAGGACCCCCCCUUUACUAGCUCCCAAACGAAAACCAGCCUUUUCCCCUGGUCUCUGGGUUUGCUGCCCAUCUACUUUGGAAGUCUAGGAUUUUGUUAUAUCCUGGUAUUCAGUUGUAUGCUAUUUCUGCAAUGGAGAAAAGGAAUCCAGCAGAAGCAACGUGCAAAAGCCUGGGUGAAACAGAUGAAAACAGAAUCAUAUUUCCAGCGUGCAUUGGCUCACAAGGCUGAGAAGGAAGCCCAGCCUGAAACUAAACCAGAAGUCUGCAGUUCUGAGAGCAUCCAAAAGCUACAAGGUAGCUUCUUGUCCAGUGAGAUUGCUAUCGCCAGCAGUGCUAAUUCCUUUCCUUCAGAUCGAGAUCCGUACAAACCAGUAUUUCAGGAAAUACCUUGUGCUUGUGCUCUGUCUCACUUGCCACCACUGCUUGAGCAUUCAGCUUCUUACCCAUGCUCUAGCAUCCCAGCCAAAUGUACACCAUUCAACUCACUUCUGAAACCUGCCAUGUUGAAAAAUGAAGCAUACAAUAUUGGUAGCAACAUCUCUGUUUAGCAGCAAAUUUAAUGGAUAGGGCAAAUCUCAGUCAUUUUAAUUGGACCCCAAUUAAAGACCAGUUUCAGAACAAUUUCAAAAUUCACUCUUUUUCUUUUGCCAAGAGGAGGUCAUAAAGGCUCUACAACAAGUAUCACACCCUGUAGAAAUUAAAACUGAAUUCUCAUUUUUAAUUAAUUGGGAUGCACAUGCAUUCUCCAGGACUUCUAAAGCAUUCUAAUUGGCAAAAGGUCUAGAUACCAUAUGCCCAGCAGCUGACAGCAUGAUGGGGCUUGUGCUGCUUUCCUGACCUCCAUCUGGCUGAGUUGCUGCAGCAUAGCAGGAUGAAAAGAGGCAGGGUCUCGACAGCACAAAUACGCUAGCACAGCCAAUCCAGUAUUCCUCCAGUACAUUUGCACCAUGCCAACCUUGCUGCCAACGCAGCAAGUGACUCUCCCCCUCUCCACCCAAUGUGCUUCAGUGACUCAGCUGGUUGGAGGUCAGGUGAGCAGUGCAGCACCACCAUGCCAUCUGUUGUUGCAUACAUCUGUAAUCUGGAACAGCCCCCCCCCCAAACUGCAGUCCAUGGUGAUGCAGUUGGUCUCUUGCCUGCAUGUGGAUUUAUUAAUUGGGGAAUUCAUAUUGUAAUACAAUAUGUAAGCAAUAAAAUUAAAAAUCAUACAGUAUCUAGUAGAGCACAUUACAAUUGCUGCAACAGACAGAAAAACCAUUAAGUGGUCUGCCAAGACCCUCAGCAAUUUUCAAGUGGUCUGAAGGGGGUGGGGAGUUUGAGAACCACUGGUCUAAAUAUUACAGCAGCCUUCACCAACCUGGUGUCCUCCAGAUGAAGUUAGACUACAGCUCCCAUCAACCCCAGCCAGCAUAACUGACUCAGGCUGAUGUAAGUUGUAGUCCAGCUUCAUCUGGAGGAUACCAGGUUGAUGAAGGCUGUAUUAUAGAAUACUGAAGUAUCAGCGUUUCAGUAUCUAAUCCUCCUGGUUGCAAAGUUAAACUUGACUGUUAUGGGAGUAAUGACACCUAAAAGCUGAGCCAAGAAAGCAGCUUUACAGGUUUUUAAGUUAUAAGUAGAACCUAUGUUGUCCUAAAUAUCUUUUAAGGCUAUAUGGCACUCCAUUAGUAUUUUGUCCUCAUCUCUUUACCUCCACCGUUAAU